GUAACGAGGAGACGUUCCAUUCAAUCAUUUACUUUUCGAUAAAUUGAUCAAAUCGAUCGAGAAACCGUAUCGCGGAUAAAAUUGCUUUUCGAACGAGACGUUCGAACAGUUAUGGAAGCGAUCGUCAUUAAUUAUUGUCGAUGAUAUUUUUCGCGUAUUAUCGAGCCAUAUUCGCGGUGUGCAUCGGUGAGUUUUCCAGCGCCGGUUUCUACGUGAGAAUUAGUCAGCGAGGCCCGUAGGAAAUGGUGGUUUAUUUUAGGGACAUCUGAAAAUACGCGUGCUCGUCCCUCGUAGAAGCUCAGUUGUCGUUGCUACAAGAUAGGAUCAUGGCUCUUAAAGAUUGUCUGCUACCAACGAUAGCGAUAACAAUUUCGAUAGGAAUAUCAUCGGUUCUCGCGUGGAAUUCCGAUAUUCACCGCUACGAGAGCUACGAUCUCGACAGGGGGCCAGUGUUCUACGAAGCCUAUUAUCCGGACAGCAACGACGAACUCCGUGGCAAUUAUCAAGAGAAACGUUAUUUCGACCGAGGGGCAGUCUUGGAAAAGAGCUAUCAAAUACCUUCCCAACGCCUCGCCUACUCGAACAACAUCGUUCAACUGGACAAUCGACAGAAUUUGGCGGGAAGUGUUCCACGGGACGCACGAGACGAUCGUUUCCCGCCACGGGCGAACGAGCAACCUUUGGACAUAAAGGAAAUCUCCAGUCUGGCCAGAAGAGCGAUUUCCCGGGACCUAGAGAACUGGAACACCCUCGAGAGUUAUUUGGAUCGUGCCAGGUACCAGGAUCCCAUAUAUCGUCGACAAAUAGUCGUCCCUGACCCGAGAUACGGAAUCGAACAAUCAGACCGCGGAAUUGGACCGGACGCCUUCAAAGAUGGCCGUGAUUUUAGGCGGGAAUUGUACGAGGAAGUUCGCGAGGAACCGUCGGAUUUGUCAGGACGAAUUCGAUCGUCCGACGAUCAAAGGAUUCCGAAUGCGAUGAGAAGAUUGACCGCACGAGACACAGCUGGCAAAAAUUCUUUGGGAACUCUCGAAUCGAUUCGAUACCAGAACCAAUCGCCUUCCAAACAGGAAAUCGUACAAGUUUUGGGCGCCAAAGAGGCUAAUGCACCUUUGAUGAAGGAUGCAGAAAAUCCUAAAUCGAUCGUCGAUCCUUAUCCAUCGGAGAAUAUAUUCGCGCCUCGACCUCAGGUCAUUAAUUAUAUUUUCUCGAAGAAACCGAUCGUGUCUUUAGAGAAUAAAGAUCGCGUCGUGUCCGAGGCGAAGGAAACCGCGAAAGAGACUAUGCCUAGAAAUUAUGGGGACAAUAUCAUUCGAGAGGAAAUGAAGAAGACGCAGGAGGACAAAGACGUGAAGGUAGCGUCCAUCGAAAUCAGCGAGGUGCCCAAACACAAGACUCGUCAUCAUCACGGGGAAUGGCCGAAACGCGACUACUCUCGACGUCAUCAAUCGUGAAUAAUUCAAAGUUGGUAUUAAAACAGAAUAAAGUUUACCUUUUGCAGAUCGGGAUCUUCACUGAGAUCUUUCUGGUCUCGCGAAUUUAUUAUUGAAAAUUUACGAAACAUUUGUCGUAUCCGACUUGUUUCCGGAUGUAAUAGUUUUUAUGUUGCACAUGUUAGUCGUUUAUUACUUCAAAGGCGUUCAAUUCAUCUACAUUUUACAAAACACUACACGCAUAUUAAAUCUAGAAUUUACAAACG
Molecule: messenger RNA, 1699 nt
Organism: Colletes gigas
Lineage: Eukaryota; Metazoa; Arthropoda; Insecta; Hymenoptera; Colletidae
Exons: 3
Coding region: 327-1454 (375 amino acids)
Source: RefSeq, a predicted model, not a curated record